Molecule: messenger RNA, 1335 nt
Organism: Nerophis lumbriciformis (worm pipefish)
Lineage: Eukaryota; Metazoa; Chordata; Actinopteri; Syngnathiformes; Syngnathidae
Source: RefSeq, a predicted model, not a curated record
AUGGGUUCAGAUGUCCGUGAGCUGAAUUCCCUGUUACCUCCAGUCCCAGCCGGGCCCAAUCCAAGCUGCCCUGCCCUACCGGUCAGCACGGCUCCCCAGUGGGCCCCAGUCCUGGACUUCCACAAUGCCACCUCCCCUUAUUCGUCUCUGGGAGCCCCUCAUUCGUCCCUCGGGCCGCACUCCUUCAUCAAACAGGAGCCCAGUUGGGGGAGCGCAAGCGACCCUCACCACCUUGAUGCGGAUCCUCACUGCGGCCUCAGCGCCUUCACCGUCCACUUCUCGGGACAGUUCACGGGCACGGGAGCCUGUCGCUACGGGGCUGCAUUCGGAGCGCCCCCUCCUGCGCCCGCCCCCUCUGGCCAACCGCCUUCAGUCGGCGCCCCCCAUCAUCAUCAACCCCCCAGCAGGAUGUUCAGCAACCCACCAUACCUGACCAACUGCAUGGACACGCAACCUGCCCCCCGAAGCCAGACAGGUUACAACACAGUUGCGUUCGAUGGCGCCAGCAAUUACGGUCACACUCCAUCUCACCCCAGUUCUCAGUUCUCCAAUCACUCCUUCAAACAUGAAGACACAUUAAGUCAUCAGAACGUCAUUGCAGAGCAACAGUAUUCUGUGCCCCCUUCGAUGUAUGGAUGUCACACCCCUUCAGACAGCUGUACAGGCAGCCAGGCUCUGUUGCUGAGGAACCCCUACAACAGUGGUGAAAAUUUAUAUCAAAUGACCUCACAGUUGGAGUGUGUGGCUUGGAACCCUGUCAAUACACUGGCAUCCACCGUGAAGAGUCAUACAGGGGGCUACGACAGUGACCCCAGCGCACCCAUGGUGUACAGUUGCAGUACACAGUACCGGAUACACACGCAUGGCGUCUUCAGGGGAAUACAGGAUGUAAGGCGGGUACCAAGCAUUGCUCCGGCAAUAGUCCGAUCAGAGAGCAACGAAAAGCGUCCAUUCAUGUGUCCACACCCGGGUUGCAACAAGCGCUACUUUAAGCUGUCACAUCUGCAGAUGCAUGGCCGCAAACACACAGGGGAGAAACCUUACCACUGUGAUGUUGCAGAAUGUGGUCGAGGCUUCUCUCGAUCGGACCAGCUCAAAAGACACCAGAGGAGGCAUACAGGUGAUAAACCCUUCCAAUGUGCGACGUGUCAGAGAAAGUUCUCUCGAUCUGACCACCUUAAGACACACACCCGGACUCAUACAGGUAAAACAAGUGAAAAGCCGUUCAACUGCCGUUGGCCAAAUUGUCAGAAGAAGUUUGCUCGCAGUGAUGAAUUGGUGAGGCACCACAACAUGCACCAGAGGAACCUCACCAAGCUCCAACUGGCUAUCUGA